This is a messenger RNA of Trypanosoma theileri, 2346 nucleotides long. Its product is annotated as putative intraflagellar transport protein 81 isoform X1. The transcript has a single exon. Gene Ontology annotation, cellular component: cilium; centrosome; intraciliary transport particle B. The coding region runs from base 1 to 2346 and encodes 781 amino acids. Gene Ontology annotation, biological process: cilium assembly; intraciliary transport. Gene Ontology annotation, molecular function: tubulin binding. Lineage: Eukaryota; Euglenozoa; Kinetoplastea; Trypanosomatida; Trypanosomatidae. The record is from RefSeq and is a predicted model, not a curated record.
AUGAGUUUCAAUGGAACAUCAGGCCCUGCUGGCUUUGGCAUUACCAUGGCACUCUCACCUGGUAGUACCCCCUCAAUUGCUGCAGCCUAUUCAGGCGAUAAUGCUGCUACUGCUGCUAGUGGUGCAAACAAGCCACGACCUGUAUCAGAUUUGACAGAGGAAGAAGUACUACAAUACAUCGUUGACAAUGUAAACAAGGUGCUCUCUCGACACUACUCACUUGUGGAUUUUGACGCCAUUCAGGGAGUUCCACUGUUGCAAAUUGUUAACGAUAUAUUUGGCACACUUUCUCCUGCGCAGCAAAUGGACCUUGAGGAAGUGCCACUUGAAGAGGCAGUCUCACGUAUGAUUGAGUUCCUCACAAAGACACUCGGCUACCGUGUACCGCCGCUUCUCUCAGAAAGUUUUCCCACUGGUUUUGCAAAUGCUCAAACCACUGUUAUUUAUCCAACAUUAUACUGGGUACUUUCAAACAUGGCACAGAACGAAAAACGUGUCUAUCUAUCGCGUUUUCUUCAACGACUUGAUGUACCAGAGGCUAUGCGGGCACAGGAUGAAGAUGUACGUGCCCUCUACCAGCAAUAUGAAAACCUCCGCUCAAUGUUUGUACAGACACACCGCCGUGUUGACGCACUUCGCCAAGCACACGCGGAUCCUGCUGAGGCACGCCGAAAGGUCGCUGCACUUGAAGAAGAGCGGGAUCGUUUAAAAGGAUACAUUCAGGGCGCGGAGAAAAAACUCAGUGGGGUACCAGAUAAGGAGGCACUCGUCAACGCGAGCAAAGCUCUACGCGCAGCACUUGAAGAAGAAUCAAAACUUUCGGAGAAGCGAGUGGAACUACAUCAAACACUCAUUUCAGCUCAACAACGAAGUACAGAGACGCAUAAUCGGUUGCAAAACCUUCGUCGUGAUGCUGCUGAUGGUCGAGUAAAUGUUAUUGCACGUCGUUUACGAGAUGAAAUUCAAACAAAUAAGAUUAUUCUUGAGGAACAAUUGCCAAAAGAGAUUGAACGAAAAAAAUGUGAGAAUGAAGAACUAAAUCGUCUUAUUUCUGAACCUCUAGAUAUGCAAGCACUUUCGACAGAAAAUCAAAAACUUGAUGAUGCAUUAAGAACACUUCAACAACAAGUAAAAGAAAGACAAAAACCUGGUGAAGAUGGAAGUACAAUUACUACAAUCAAACAACAGGUGCAACUUGUAACGAAGCGUAAAGAGGAAGUAUUGGAACAAUUAACAAGCCUUCAGGCUGAUAACAGUCGAGCACUCAAUGAGAUACGUGAUAAGGAGAAUCGCAUCAGUCAACUUCGUGAGGCGCACCAAAUGUUAAAAGGUGAUGAAUUCCGAGCCUUUUCCAAUCAAGUACUGGCAAAGAAAACAGCAAGCGAAGGAAUGCGAGUAGCUCUUUCGGAAAUGCGUGUAGAAUGGGGAGUACUUACAUUUACAGAAAAUGUUCUUAAAGGUCAGUUUGAUGCCCUUGAUGCAGAGAUUGGAGACUUAGAAGGAAAACUCGGAUUACAGGGAUACAGUCGUACUUUAGAAGCUCUGAGUAAACUAACUCGCGAAAAGGAUACUAUCGAAGAAUUAAAGGGAAAAACACUUGAAGAACUUUCACGAGUUGUACAAGAUUUUACUAUGGCAAUCCGUGAACGCCGUACAAAACUUGCCCCUCUUAUUAAUGAACUUCGUACGGUGCGGCAAACAGCGUCAGAAGUUGACCAAGAAUGGCUCGAAAAAAAAUCACAGUACGAGUAUCAAGAAGGUGUACUUAUGGAAGAUAUAUCAAAAAUGGAGCGUGAAGUACAGGUACUUCGGGAUGAAACUAAUGUGAAUGAAUCUAUCUACCAUCGCUUACAGGCACAACAGGUUCUUCUUACUGCUCAGUUGGAUCGACUGGAGGGUGAACGGGAGUAUGAAGAAAUUACUCGUAGCGGUACAGAUAGUCCAACAACUGGUGAACGUGCUCAGGCGGCUACAGGAGCAAGUUUUUCUUGUACGUACUGUGGCAAGACAUGCCCAUCAAGGGGUUGGUUGUUGGUUCAUUUAAGCAAAGAACACGGUGUUAAUCCCAUAGCAGAAAAAGGGUUUGAACACGCCAUUGAAGAUUUACAAGUGCGUUUGCGGGAUCUACAACAACGACAGCGAGAUAUUCAGGAAAAUUAUGAAGGAAAUGUGAUGCAGGUAGAAUGGUUUAACAACCUGAAACGAGUGUUGGAGGCGAAACUGCACGCUAUUCACACCGAGGAGCCGCGGGGUCCUAAUGCCCUUGAUAAUGACAUACAACAGGUAAUGGGAAGCGCCGGAGCGGGCGGUACCGGUGUAGACAUGUUGGUACUCACUGGAAAUUAG